This is a messenger RNA of Cucumis melo (muskmelon), 2460 nucleotides long. RefSeq lists its product as uncharacterized. NCBI's taxonomy places the organism in Eukaryota, Viridiplantae, Streptophyta, Magnoliopsida, Cucurbitales, Cucurbitaceae. Bases 1111 to 1845 code for a protein of 244 amino acids. The transcript is spliced from 2 exons. The record is from RefSeq and is a predicted model, not a curated record.
AUAUAUAUAUAUAUUUUUUAUAUAGUGCGCCUCAUGAAAAGAAGCCCGCGCCUUUUUGUGCGCCUUGCGCCUAGGCCCCAGAGGACCAUUGCGCCUUAGUGCGCCUUGAGCCUUUAAAAACACUGGGCGCGGGCUUUAUUAUGUGGGUUGGGCCGUAAUUAAAAAAAACAAAAAAAUUUAAACCUAUUUAACUUUUACUUAAUAUAUUUACCUAUUACGUGUAACUUGGCUUUGAAGAAACGAAACGACGGCUCGACUUGAAGACCCUCUCUGCGGCUGACAAUGAGACGCUCGACUGCUAUUUCUUUUUGUAGAAUUUCUGCCCCUUUCUGCGGAAAUUCUGUCACUGGCGGCGGCGCCGGCAAGGGCCACCAGCACCGAAUCGACCACCUUCUUCUUCUUCUUUUUCCAUCCAAUCUUAUUAAAAAAAAUCCUUUGGUGCUGCUUCUGUGCUGCCAUUACUCUGUUUUUUGGUGCUUCUUUUUCUUUUUCCAUCCAAUCUUAUUAAAAAAAUCCAUUCUUCUUCUUCUUCUUUUUCUUUUUCCUUUGGUUCUUUUCCUUUGGUGCUGCCAUUACUCUGUUUUUUGCCAUCCAAUCUUCUUUUUUGGUGCUUCUUUUGCUGCCAUUACUAUUAAAAAACAUGGCUGAUGAAAGUUCUAAAAAAGAUCCAGCAUGGAAAUAUGGUCGAUUGCAAAAUGACCAAGAUAUAAAUACGUUUGUUUGUGGAUUUUGUUCGAAAGUAACAAAAAGAGGGGUGUAUCGAUUGAAACAACACCUCGUUGGUGGUUAUAGAAAUGCCACAGCUUGUAGAAAAUGUCCAGAUCAUGUGAAGGAAGAAAUUAAAGAUUACAUGUCCAAGAAAAAGGAGAUCAAAGAACAAAGAAAUUUGAUUGUGGAUAUUGAUGUACAAGAUUACGAUAUCGAGAAUGAAGAUGAAGGGAGUAUUAGUGUAAAUAACAGAGCAACAUCAAGUGGCUCGAGCUUGAAGAAGCCAAGACAAAAGGGUCCAAUGGAUGCAUUUUUUAUACUCCCAAUCCAGAAACGGUGGUUCAAAAUAGAAAGAACGACAAAGGAAAAUAAACUUCGUUGAAUGCGGCGUACAAGAAGGAAAUGAGGGAGCACACCAUCCAAAGAAUUGCUCGAUGGUUUUAUGAUGCAGGAGUGCCUUUGAAUGCUUGCACAUAUGAUAGUUUUGCCCCUAUGAUUGAGUCAAUUGGGCAAUUUGGUCUUGGAUUGAAACCACCAACAUAUCAUGAGUUGAGAGUCCCAUGUUUGAAGAAAGAAUUAGAAGCAACAAAUGAGUUGAUGAGGAGCCUUAAAGCAGAGUGGGCUAAGGUUGGAUGCACUGUUAUGGCUGAUGGGUGGACCGAUAGAAGAAAUAGGACAUUGAUUAACUUUUUAGUUAAUAGUCCUAAGGGCACCAUGUUUAUUGAGUCCAUCGAUGCUUCAUCUUAUGUGAAGGAUGGAAAGAAGAUGUUCGAGCUACUUGACAAUUUUGUAGAGCGCAUUGGAGAAGCAAAUGUUGUACAAGUAGUUACUGAUAGUGCCUCAGCAAAUGUGAUGGCAGGGAGAUUGUUAGAAUCAAAGCAACCACAAUUAAUAUGGUCUCCAUGUGCUGCUCAUUGCUUAGAUUUGAUGUUGGAGGAUAUAUACAAGAUCUCCAAUAUUCGCAAAGCAUUGAAAAGAGGCAUGGAGAUUAGCAACUUCAUCUAUGUUCGUCCUGGAUUAUUAAACAUGAUGCGACGAUUUACUCACCAAAAGGAGUUAGUUAGACCAGCUAAGACUCGCUUUGCUACUGCUUGCAUUACAUUAUCGAGUAUACAUAUCAUCAAAAGAACAACUUAAGGAAGAUGUUUACUUCAGAUGAAUGGAAGGAUAGCAAAUGGAGCAAGGAGCAACAAGGAAGGCGAGUAGUUCAGACUAUUUUGUUGGCUAGUUUUUGGACUACAAUUGUGUUUACUCUUAAAGUAUCUGGCCCACUAGUUCGAGUUCUUAGAUUGGUUGAUGGUGAAAAGAAGCCACCUAUGGGAUAUAUUUAUGAGGCCAUGGAUAGAGCUAAAGAAGCUAUUGCUAAGUCGUUCAAUAAUAAUGAAGAAAAAUACAAGGACAUUUUCACCAUAAUUUAUAGAAGAUGGGAGCUUCAGUUGCAUCGUCCUCUGCAUGCAGCGGGGUAUUAUUUAAACCCGUCAUUCUAUUAUUCGAAUCCUAGCAUCCAAGAGGAUGAUGAAAUAGUUAACGGGCUCUACUCAUGCAUAACAAAAAUGGUUGCUUCAUUAGACGUCCAAGACAAAAUACUUGCAGAACUAAGCAAGUAUAAGAGAGCUGAAGCAUUGUUUGGACAACCUUUAGCAAUCAGACAAAGGGACAAAAUAUCUCCAGGUAAAUUUCAACUAAUCGGUUAGUCGAUUACUCAACAAUAAUUAUUUUAUUAAUAUAUAUUUUUUGCCUGUAGUGGAAUGG